AUGGAACAUGUGAGCAAUGAGGAAGUCUUAAGGAAAAUUUUCUUUCUCUUUUCUCUGUCCUCUCUUUACAACCAUCUUUUCUCAUCAUCUUUUUUUCUCAUUCAUUUUCUUUUCCCCCAUCUCAUUUUUAAUCAUAUCACCCCCUCCUCUUUUUCUCUUUUUCUCUAUCUUUUCUCUCUCCUCCUCUUUAUUUUGCUAUCUCCUCCUCCUGUCCCCCUUUUCCUCCUCCCUUCAUCUUCUUUUCUCUUUUCUUUUAUAUUUUCUCUCUCUUUUUCCUUACCCCUUCCUUUCUUCACCUUAACCUUUUCCCAUUCCUCAUACUUCUCAUUUCUCCAACCGCCUCCUUUUUCAUCCUCUUUUAUUCUUUACUUUCUUUCCCAUUUUUUCACCUCCCUUUCCUUUUUAAUUUUCACCCUCUUUUUUUCUACUUCCCUCUCCUUUCUUCAGUUUCACCCUUUUGUGUCAUUCCUCCUCCUCCUCAGCCUUCAUCUUUCCUAUCUCCUCCUAUCCACUACAAUCUUUCCCCUCUCUUGA
Molecule: messenger RNA, 534 nt
Organism: Acanthosepion pharaonis
Lineage: Eukaryota; Metazoa; Mollusca; Cephalopoda; Sepiida; Sepiidae
Source: the annotation of a GenBank genome assembly